AGGCGCAUCACUUCCGGUAGAGGGCGCAUCACUUCCGGCACCGCCUCUUCCUCUUCCGGCGUGCCACUCGGUCGUGCUGUCGACCGGGUUCCGACAUGCGUAUAGAGAAGUGUUACUUCUGCUCUGGGCCCAUCUACCCCGGCCACGGCAUGAUGUUUGUCCGUAACGAUUGCAAGGUGUUCAGAUUCUGUAAAUCCAAAUGUCAUAAAAACUUUAAAAAGAAGCGCAAUCCUCGCAAGGUCCGGUGGACGAAAGCAUUCCGGAAAGCUGCCGGCAAAGAGCUUACAGUGGAUAAUUCAUUUGAGUUUGAAAAACGUAGAAAUGAACCUGUCAAAUACCAACGAGAACUGUGGAAUAAAACUAUUGAUGCGAUGAAGAGAGUCGAAGAGAUCAAGCAGAAGCGCCAGGCCAAAUUCAUCAUGAACAGGUUGAAGAAGAACAAAGAGCUCCAGAAAGUGCAGGACAUCAAGGAGGUCAAGCAGAACAUCCACCUCAUCUGGGCCCCUCUUGCAGGCAAAGGAAAGCAGCUGGAAGAGAAGAUGGUGCAGCAGUUGCAACAGGACGUGGACAUGGAGGAUGACUCUUAGGGACCUUGCCGUGUGUGCUCUUUCUGUGCGAUGGUCUCUCGUGGACGCUCAGAGCUUGGAAACGCUUGACCUGUUGGUUGCUGAGUCCGUCCAGUGAGGGCCACCGGAGUCUCUGCUGCGCUGCUGUCUGCCCACGGCCGGCGGUGGUGCUGGUCUCCUCCGUCGUGGCCUCCUGGUAGAUUGUGUGCUUCUCUUUCCUGUAAGGGUAAUGAUUCUGUGUGCAAGUGCAGAGGUGCACAGUGGACGUCAGACGGCUGUGCCAUUUGCAUGAUAGCUUAGGCAGCGUCUGUGUAAAGACUGAUCACCAGAUUUAUAAAAGUGACCGUGAAAUAAACAUUUCUUUGCAUUAAAA
Cavia porcellus (domestic guinea pig) is the source of this 939-nucleotide messenger RNA. RefSeq names its product ribosomal L24 domain containing 1 (gene Rsl24d1). The record is from RefSeq and is a predicted model, not a curated record. Gene Ontology annotation, cellular component: nucleolus; ribosome. The transcript has 6 exons. Lineage: Eukaryota; Metazoa; Chordata; Mammalia; Rodentia; Caviidae. The coding region runs from base 96 to 587 and encodes 163 amino acids. Gene Ontology annotation, biological process: translation; ribosomal large subunit biogenesis. Gene Ontology annotation, molecular function: structural constituent of ribosome.